UUCAGUGUAGAUCCCCUGUGGCGGUUCUUGGUAGAUGUCAUGGUUCCUCUCUAUAUAAUCUUAUAGGGCUGAACUCCAAAGUCAGUUGACAAAUAUCCUGGCCUAUUCAGGUCUGGGGUUUCUCUGGAUAUAGAAUUCAUACUGUUCAAAAUAGCCAAUCAGGGCUGGCAAGAUGGCUCAAAAGGUAAAGGCAUUUGUUGCAAAGCGUAAUGGCAUUUAUCCAGUCCCUAGGUUCCACAGUGGAAGGAAAUAGAAGAUUCCCACCUCAGCUGUCCUCUGACCUUAACGCCUGUUGCACUACACAUAUAUGUACACAAAUAGGCACUCACCUUGCCCUCUGCUUACCUGGCCCCACAGUUACCCUGCCAGCUGCACAGUCGCUAGGCAAGACCCAGGUCCCCAACCACUGCAGAAGCCCCAUCAAAGCUGUAUGCAACUUUGUGUGUGACUGUGGAGACUGUUCAGACGAAACUCAGUGUGGUUUCCAUGGAGCCUCAACUAUCCCAAGCACCUCCUUCACCUGCAACUUUGAGCAGGACUCCUGUGGCUGGCAGGACAUCAGCACCUCAGGCUAUCGAUGGCUUCGAGACCGGGCAGGGGCAGUGCUGCAUGGUCCUGGGCCUCAUUCUGACCAUACACAUGGCACUGACUUGGGCUGGUAUAUGGCUGUGGGAACCCACAGUGGGAAGGAGCCAUCUACUGCGACUCUGCGCUCUCCUGUCAUGCGUGAGGCAGCCCCUACCUGUGAAAUGAGGCUCUGGUACCACAUUGCCUCUAGAGAUGUCGCUGAGCUGCGGCUGGACCUGACCCAUGGUGUGGAGACACUGACUCUAUGGCAGACCUCAGGACCCUGGGGCCCUGGCUGGCAGGAGCUGGCAGUGAACACUGGCCGCAUCCAGGGUGACUUCAAAGUGACAUUUUCUGCCACCCGAAAUGCCACACACAGGGGCGCUGUGGCCUUGGAUGAUGUGGAGUUCCGGGACUGUGGGCUACCCAUCCCUCAGGCCAGGUGCCCCCUGGGGCACCACCACUGCCAGAACAAGGCUUGUGUGGAGCCCCACCAGCUCUGUGAUGGUGAAGACAACUGUGGAGACAGAUCUGAUGAAGACCCACUCAUCUGCAGCCACCACAUGGCCACUGACUUUGAGACAGGCCUGGGACCGUGGAACCAGUUAGAGGGCUGGACCCGGAACCACAGUGCUGGCAGCAUGGUGAGCCCUGCCUGGCCCCACCGAGAUCACAGCCUCAACAGUGCAUACGGCUUCUUCCUCGUCUCUAUGGCCAAGCCUGGCACCACUGCUGUCCUCUACAGCCCUGAGUUCAAAGGCUCAGUCUCCUACAACUGCACGUUCACCUUCUAUUACUACCUGCACGGGUCUGAGGCCAGCCACUUCCAGCUGUUCCUGCAGGCACAGGGGCUCAACACCCCCCAGGCCCCUGUUCUACUGAGAAGCCGCCAUGGAGAACUGGGGACAGCCUGGGUCAGAGACCGGGUUGACAUUCAAAGUGCCCAUCCAUUUCGGAUCCUUCUAGCCGGGGAGACGGGUCCAGGAGGCGUCGUGGGCCUAGACGACCUUAUCAUGUCCAGCCACUGCAUGCUUGUUCCAGCUAUGUCCACCCUGCAGUCAUCACUUUCUGGACCUGUGCCAUUAGCCCUCUAUCCCCAGACAUCCAUCAAGCUGCCCCAGCAGACCUGUGAGCCCGGACAUCUCUCCUGUGGUGACCUGUGUGUGCCCCCCGAGCAGCUGUGUGAUUUCCAGAAGCACUGUGCAGAGGGCGAGGAUGAACACAAGUGUGGCACCACAGACUUUGAGUCCGCCUCUGCUGGGGGCUGGGAGGACAUCAGUGUAGGAAAGCUGCAGUGGCAAUGGGUUGAAGCCCAGAAGAGCAAGCCUGCUGGGGAUGCUCCUGGGCACUUCCUAUCUCUGCAGAAGGCCUGGGGGCAGCUAAGAUCUGAGGCCCGGGCUCUCACACCUGCUCUGGGCCCCUCUGGCCCUCACUGUGAACUCCACAUGGCUUACUAUUUUCAAAGUCACCCCCAAGGCUUCUUGGCACUGGUUGUGGUGGAGAAUGGCUUCCGGGAGCUGCUGUGGCAAGCCCCAGGCGGCAGCAGCGGGAGCUGGACAGUAGAGAAGAUUAUUCUCGGGGCACGGCACAGGCCGUUCCAGCUGGAGUUUGUCAGUCUGGUGGACUUGGAUGGCCCUGGCCAGCAGGGGGCUGGGGUGGAUAAUGUGACUCUGAGAGACUGCAACCCCAUGGUGACCACUGAAAGUGACCAAGAGCUCUCCUGUAACUUUGAACGGGACUCCUGCAGCUGGCACACAGGCCACCUCACAGAUGCCCACUGGCACCGUAUAAAAAGCCAUGGCUCUCAGCUUGACCACACGACUGGCCAAGGCUUCUUCAUGUUCCUGGACCCCACGGACCCACCUGCUCGAGGUCAAGGUGCCCUGCUGCUCACAAGACCUCAGGUGCCAGUUGUCCUCAAGGAAUGUCUCAGCUUCUGGUACCGCCUGUAUGGGCCCCAGAUUGGGACACUGUGCCUGGCCAUGAGGAGGGAGGGGGAGGAAGACAUACUACUGUGGUCCCGGUCGGGAACCCAUGGCAACCGCUGGCACCAGGCUUGGGUCACUCUUCAUCACCAGCCAGAGGCCAGCACCAAGUACCAGCUGCUGUUUGAAGGCCUCCGGAAUGGGUACCAUGGCACAAUGGCCCUGGAUGAUAUAGCUGUGCGGCCUGGCCCCUGCUGGGCCCCUAAGAGCUGUUCCUUUGAAGACUCUGACUGUGGCUUCUCCCCAGGGGGCUGGGGUCUGUGGACGCACCAGAGUAAUGCCUCAGGCCUUGCUUCUUGGGGUCCUUGGAUAGACCAUACCACAGGGACAGCCCAAGGGCACUACAUGGUGGUGGACACCAGCCCAAAUGUACUGCCCAAGGGUCACGUGGCCUCUCUGACUUCAGAGGUACACCAGCCCCUGUCCCAGCCUGCCUGUCUGACCUUCUGGUACCACAUGAGCUUCCCCAAUCCAGGCACCUUGAGGGUCCACGUGGAAGAGAGCACAAGGCGUCAAGAGCUCAGCAUCAGUGCCCAUGGUAGAUCUGCCUGGCGCCUGGGCAGCGUCAAUGUGCAGGCUGAGCAAGCCUGGAAGGUAGUGUUUGAGGCUGUGGCUGCUGGUGUAGAAUAUUCCUACAUGGCUCUAGAUGACAUUUCCCUCCAAGAUGGGCCCUGUCCUCAGCCAGGGUCCUGUGACUUUGAAUCUGGCCUGUGUGGGUGGAGCCACCUGCCCUGGCCCAGCCUGGGCGGGUACAGCUGGGACUGGAGUAGUGGAGCCACCCCAUCCCGCUACCCCCAGCCUUCAGUGGACCAUACCCUGGGCACAGAAGCAGGCCAUUUUGCUUUCUUUGAAACCAGCGUGCUAGGUCCUGGGGGCCAGGCAGCCUGGCUGCGCAGUGAGCCACUGCCAGCAACGACAGCCUCAUGCCUCCGCUUCUGGUACUACAUGGGCUUUCCUGAGCAUUUCUACAAGGGUGAGUUGAGAGUGCUCCUGAGCAGUGCCCGAGGCCAGCUAGCUGUGUGGUACCAGGGUGGGUACUUGCGGGACCAGUGGCUGCAAGUCCAGAUUGAAGUGUCCAACUCUGAGGAGUUCCAGAUUGUUUUUGAAGCCACUCUGGGUGGCCAGCCAGCUCUGGGGCCCAUUGCCCUAGAUGAUGUGGAGUACCUGGCUGGACAACACUGCGAGCAGCCUUCACCUAGCCAGGGUGAAGUGGCAGCACCUGUGUCUGUGCCAGUUGCCGUUGGAGGGGCCCUCCUCUUUUUCAUGUUCCUGGUGCUCAUGGGCCUGGGGGGCUGGCAUUGGCUGCAGAAGCAGCACUGCCCCGGCCAGAGGAGUACAGAUGCAGCAGCCUCUGGCUUUGACAAUAUCCUCUUCAAUGCGGAUCACGUUACCCUCCCAGAAUCAAUCACCAGCAACCCACAGAGCCCGGCAGACCUGGCCUGACAUGGCAUCUCUCGCAGCAUCUAACCCUCACAAGCACCUGACUGUCUGCAUGUGGGCCUGGAUGUCGGGACCGAGUCAUAUUUAUCUUCGCCAGCUCUUUCUCUAUCUGGUGUCUUUGCCCUCCUGUGUGAUGGAGAAGGGUAGAGGGGUCCUUGUACCAAGAAUAAAUGCUCUACACAGUGAGGGCAACCCAGAUAUUCAGGCUGCACUCUAUACAUGUAUUAUGUACCUGGCAGGGUAUAUUGUAGCUGGCCUAUAGGACUCUAAGAACCCACCAC
Messenger RNA from Mus caroli (Ryukyu mouse), 4273 nucleotides. It is a transcript of the gene Mamdc4, whose product is annotated as MAM domain containing 4. Gene Ontology annotation, cellular component: membrane. The record is from RefSeq and is a predicted model, not a curated record. NCBI's taxonomy places the organism in Eukaryota, Metazoa, Chordata, Mammalia, Rodentia, Muridae. Gene Ontology annotation, molecular function: protein binding.